AUGAAGAUUCAGAACAUCGGGGAGGAGUCCAUCCACAACAUCUGCAGUAGCCAAGUGAUAUUCACGCUGAGCAGCGUAGUAAAGGAGCUAGUGGAAAAUAGCAUAGAUGCAGAUGCGACAGAAAUAAAAAUAAAGCUAGUCGAAAAUGGGAUAAAAUUAAUACAAGUAAAUGACAAUGGAGCAGGAAUUAAAAAGUCCAAUUUUGAAAAUGUUUGCGCGAGGCAUGCUACCUCAAAGAUAACUGAAUUUGAGGAUAUACAUACCUCCUUAAAUACAUUAGGGUUCAGAGGGGAAGCAUUAAAUUCCUUGUGUAUGUUAAGCGAUCUACACAUUGUAACGAAGCAUGAUGAAAGUAGCCACGGAUAUUUGCUAAAAUUUGAUGGCCUUGGAAGGUUAAGUCAUGAAGAACCUAUAGCACGUCUAAGAGGGACAACAGUAAGUUGUGAAAAUAUUUUUAAAAAUAUUCCUAUAAGGAAAAAAGACUUUAUAAAAAAUAUAAAAUCACAACUAUCAGAUUUGCUUCUCCUGAUGCAACAGUACGCCAUUAUUUAUUCUCAUAUAAAAUUUUGCAUUCAAAAUAUCGUUACGGUGAAGGGGAAUGUGAAAAAUAUGAAUAUGCUAUUAACGAACGGAGGGAAGGAAAGUAUUAAAAAUAGUGUACAUACUAUAUAUGGGAAAAGAAACAUUGGUAAUCUCAUCGACUUCAAUAUAGACGAAGAAGAGUGGAAACUCAGAGCAUACAUAAGUGAUAACAACAGUGGAAGGAGAGAUAGAGACAUCCAAUUUUAUUACAUUAACAAUAGACCAAUACAUGUAUUAAAAAAUGUGAAUAAAAUUAUCAACUCCAUUUAUAGAGAAUUUAAUAGUAGGCUAUACCCCAUUAUUAUUUGUAAUAUCCUCUCCGACACCAAGAAUUUUGAUAUCAAUGUAACUCCAGAUAAGAGGGAAGUAUUUUUUAUUUAUGAAAAUGAAUUGUGCGAAAAGAUCAAGACUUCCUUGGUUAGUUUGCUCACCCCGAAGACUAGCCAACUUGUUGAUACGCAUAUCGGUGAUUAUUUUUUGAAGGCAAACAAUAUACAGCUUCCUAUGUUGGGGGGAUCUUCACAUGAGAGGAGAAUGUUGGGCCGAGUGAAAGAAGAAGAUGCCACUGAACAAGGGGGCUCGAUGACACAGUUGCUAGUUAGUGAGGCACCCCAGGGGGGAUUCUCCGCAAGUGAAACGAUUGGAAUUGGCGAAAAAGGGAAAAAAACAACACCUUCUUGGGAGGGUUCUUCCACUGGGGAAAGCUUCUCCGAGGGGGGAAGAGACAGUACUGGGGGAGUCAAGGAGGAGGUGCCCAUAGGACAGGAGGACCUACAAAAUAGAAGGGACACGAGUGAUCAUGUGGACCAUGUUAGGAAAAGUCCCCCUGAACAUGCGAAUAUGUGGCCUCUACAAAGACCAGAGGAUAAUGAACCAGGGAGGAGAGGGAGCUUCACAAAAAGUUUGGAACCCCAAGUGUGUGUGCAAGUGAAGGAGGAAUAUCCUGACGAAGAGUACACCCCCCCCGUUAAUUCGGGUGAUCUUUUUUUUCGCAGUCCUGUCGCUAAUAGGGGGAGUAACUCUGCAUUGCAAGUGAACAUGCCGAGCAGUUAUCAUCGCGUGGGGCGCGCACGGCAGGGUUGGCAAGUCGAAGGGUCCGUUCUGAAAAAAGGCGCUCAGGGAGACGGAUUGACGGAGGAGGAAGCACCGAGGGUUCAAGCGUACGAGUACCAGCUGGGGGACGGUUCGACGGAGGAGGGGUGCGAGAUGGAAGAUCAUCCUAGCGCACAUGCAUUCGAGUACAAGUUGGAAGAUUCCCCUAAACUGUGCGUUCAAGAGUACAAGUUGGAGGCUUCGCCCAAGUUUUUCGUUCAAGAGAAUAAGUUGGAAGAUUCCCCUAAACUGUGCGUUCAAGAGUACAAACUGGAAGAUUCCCCUAAACUGUGCGUUCAAGAGUACAAACUGGAAGAUUCCCCUAAACUAUAUGUUCAAGAGUAUAAGUUGGAGGAAUCGCCUAAGGUUCAUUCGUACCAGUGUAAAUUGGAAGGCGAAGGCGGUAGUCCCCACUACGACAUAAUGCACAGAGCUGGUGAUAACCCUGGUGAAGGAGAACUCAACCCCAAAAGCCAACCGGAAGGAGAAAAUCACAACCGUAGUGCAGACUCACCCGAUGAUGCGCUUGACUACACCUUCGAACAGUUAAAAGAAAACAUAAAAAGUAGAUGCAUUAAAAGCAUCCCCAUAGACAUCAACAUGUAUAUCAACAGGGAGCAAAUGAAGAGCGGGUUCGAUUAUGAUCAGGUCCAUGUUGUAAAUUUAACAAAUAGCGAAAAAAUAAAAAAUAUAAUUUUUCCAAAGGGGAAAGAAGAAGAGAAGGCCAACAGUUUUUUUUGCCUAACUGACAAGAAGCAGGUGAGUGAGUAUGCAGAUUUGUUUAAUGGGAGCUUGAGCAUUAAGGAAGCAGGGGGGAUGGAAAACCAGGUGAGAAGUACCUCUGGGGGAGGUUCUGGCGAAGACAUCAGCUUCAACAACAUUGAUGAACGGCAGAGGGAUUUAUAUUUUAAGUCCAACUUGUUUGAAAAACUUCAAAUUUGCGGGCAAUUCAAUAAAGGGUUUGUCAUUUCUAAAAUUGAUCUGUUGUACUUUCAAAGGGGUACUGAGGGAAAAGUGGUAGAUCCGGGAGGGUCUGGGGGGGAGGAAGCCGAACCCAAGGGGAACAGCAACUACGCCCUCUUUAUUAUAGACCAACAUGCAGCAGACGAAAAAUCCAAUUUCGAAAAAUACAACAAAAUAUUCACCAUGAAGUCACAAAAGUUGAUUAGCAAAAUCGAUUUGGAGUUGAGUCCUGCGCAAAUUUACAUCAUCGAAAAAAACUUGGAAAUAUUUUUACACAAUGGGUUUGACGUGGAAAUUGUGGAGGAGCCUGCUCAGAAGAGGAGAAGACUGAAAGCGGACGAUUCGGCCGAUGCGAUCGACCCGACGAACGUGACCGACGCGACCGACACCGGGGAAGGUGUCCUCAUGCAAGUGAAGGUAUACUUGCUGUCCCUCCCCGUGUUCAACGGGAAGAUCCUGGAGGUCGAAGACUUCAUGUCCCUCUUGCACCACUUGACAGAACACCCCAUAACGUACGAUAAGGCAAAAUUUCAAAUGUUCAUACGGAACAAGGGCCAACCCAACAAGAAGACGGACACGUGGUUUAACCACAACUUUCCACGCCCACAGAAGGUCUGGCGGAUCCUGGCUUCCAAGGCAUGCAGAAAUGCCAUCAUGGUCGGGAAACCCCUAAACGUGACCGAAAUGAUCAAGAUUAAAAAAAAGCUUAGUGUGUUGAAAAACCCGUGGAACUGCCCCCACGGCAGGCCGACCAUCAAGUAUAUCAUAAACGACAUGGAUAUAAAAAGUUGCUUCGAAAAUUACUACGUGAAGCUAUACGACGAAAUUACAAAUCUCGUUGUUACAAAGAAUUACGAUGCUUACAAGUACCUCUUCCACAACCACGCCUUCUUUUUGAUUAUGUCUACCAAGCCGAUGCUCGGCCCGCUACUAAAGUUUCAGUGA
Plasmodium knowlesi strain H is the source of this 3582-nucleotide messenger RNA. Its product is annotated as mismatch repair protein pms1-like protein. The record is from RefSeq and is a predicted model, not a curated record. Gene Ontology annotation, cellular component: MutLalpha complex. Bases 1 to 3582 code for a protein of 1193 amino acids. Lineage: Eukaryota; Apicomplexa; Aconoidasida; Haemosporida; Plasmodiidae. Gene Ontology annotation, molecular function: ATP-dependent DNA damage sensor activity; ATP hydrolysis activity; mismatched DNA binding. The transcript is spliced from 2 exons. Gene Ontology annotation, biological process: mismatch repair.